Molecule: messenger RNA, 7430 nt
Organism: Thunnus maccoyii (southern bluefin tuna)
Lineage: Eukaryota; Metazoa; Chordata; Actinopteri; Scombriformes; Scombridae
Gene: rims1b
Product: regulating synaptic membrane exocytosis 1b
Exons: 33
Coding region: 1-4947 (1648 amino acids)
Biological process (GO): regulation of synaptic plasticity; intracellular protein transport; positive regulation of synaptic transmission
Cellular component (GO): presynaptic membrane; cytoskeleton of presynaptic active zone
Molecular function (GO): small GTPase binding; transmembrane transporter binding
Source: RefSeq, a predicted model, not a curated record
AUGUCCGCCUCGGUGGGGCCCCAGGGCGGCCCUCGCCCACCCACCGCGCCGCCAUCCAUGCCGGAUCUGCCGGACCUCAGCCACCUCACUGAGGAGGAGAGGAAGAUCAUCAUGGCAGUGAUGGCUCGGCAAAAGGAGGAAGAGGAGAAAGAACAAGCCAUGCUAAAAACACUGCACCAGCAGUUUGAGAGCUACAAACAGGAGGUGCGUCGCAUUGGAGCGGAGACGCGGCGUCAGCAGACCCAGCAGAAGGAUGACGCACCCACCUGCGGUAUCUGCCGCAAGACCAAGUUUGCCGACGGCUGCGGCCACCUUUGCUCCUACUGCCAGACCAAAUUCUGCGCUCGCUGUGGAGGCCGGGUCUCCCUGCGCUCCAACAAUGUAAUGUGGGUAUGCAACCUGUGCCGUAAGCAGCAAGAGAUUCUCACCAAAUCAGGAGAAUGGUUUUCGGGGUCAGGGGUGCGGCCUGGGAGCCUGGGCACCUCUUUGACCGACCCAGCCACGGGAGGUGAGGCCCAACGGGACAGGAAGCUACUCCGCUCCAGGUCCCAAGCCCCGCCCUCUACCAACUCCAACACAGGCCUGCCAGACGGGACACAGCCGCCCACUGGUGUCACUGCAGCCAAGGGUGCUGACACCAUGCCCGGCUCCCGCUCCCAAAGUGAACCACCCAGAGAAAAGAAAAGGCCAGUUUCCCUUCAUGAACAAAAUGGUAAGGGAGGCAUGGGGCGUGGUAGUGGCCGGAGGCCUGCUGGGAAGUUGCCGUCUCAGUCAUCCCUGGAUGAGCGGGUAGGCCCCGGGGACCGAGGAGAGAGACGGUUAGGAGAUGGUCGAAGGCUGGAGAAGAUCCAUUCUCAGGACUAUGAGGAUGGGGAGGAGAAUUUGGGUCGUUUAGAAACACACCGCAGACGCCCAGAGGAUGAGGAGCAGAGGGAGCGCCAACGCCGUGAGGAGGAGUUCCAGAACCGUUACCGUAGUGACCCCAACCUUGCCCGAUACCCAGUUAAACCACAGAAAGAGGAGCAGGAGAUGCGCAUGCAUGCUAAGGUUUCCAAGGUCCGCCAUGAACGACGGCACAGUGAUCUGGCGAUCAAUGAGGUCGGACUAGGGCCUGGUGAAGGAGGUGGAGGUGGUGGAGGAGGCAGUGCAGGGGAGGUGCCUGAAAACCGUCUGGCCAGGAGAGGAGGGGGUGGGGAGAAAGACCGCAAGGCUGUUUUGGAGAACCACCAAGCUUACUCUGUGGAUAGGACCGUGGGGGUUGGAGGGGGACCUCCACCUGCUGUGGGUGGUGUGAGAUCAGGGCCCCAGCCUGGGGGACCGGUGCCUCCAGAUUGGGGCCCGAACAAGGGCCGCCUAGAGCCUGGUAUAACACGGACACCAAGGGACAAAGGUGGGGAUAACCUGCUGAGGAAGGACUCUCAGAGCUCGGACCAGUCGGAGUCUUUGCGGCCGCCCCCUCCACGGUCAUACAAGAGCAAGCGCGGAGUCAACAAGAGGCAGAUGUCCAUCAGCAGCUCAGAGGAGGAGGGCGGCUCCACGCCCGAGUACACCAGCUGUGAGGACGUGGACAUGGAAAGCGUCAGCGAGAAAGGUGACUGGGACUGUCAUCCUCUAGAUCCUGCAGUGUGGCAUCAUCCAGUUACAUGGCAGCCAUCCAAAGAGGGUGAUCACCUGAUUGGACGCAUCACGCUAAGCAAGAGGUCUGCCAUGCCCCGUGAAGCUGGCUCUCUCCUCGGCUUAAAAGUGGUAGGAGGAAAGAUGACAGAGACAGGGAGACUUGGGGCCUUCAUCACCAAAGUCAAGAAAGGCAGCCUAGCAGAUGUCGUGGGACACCUACGAGCAGGUGAUGAGGUGUUGCAGUGGAAUGGGAAGUCGUUGCCAGGAGCAACCAAGAAAGAAGUGUACAAUAUUAUCCUUGAAUCCAAGGCUGAGCCUCAAGUGGAAAUUGUUGUUUCAAGACCUAUCGGAGACAUCCCAAGAAUCCCAGAGUCAUCCCACCCUCCUCUAGAAUCUACAGGCUCCAGUUCCUUUGAGUCACAGAAAAUGGACCGUCCUUCUAUAUCAGUGAUGUCCCCUACCAGCCCCGGGACCCUCAGAGACCUUCCUCUGGUACUGCCUGGACAGCUCUCUGUGAAACUGUGGUAUGACAAAGUGGGCCAUCAGUUGAUCGUCAACGUCCUUCAAGCCAUAGACCUGCCACCCCGACCAGACGGACGACCUCGGAACCCCUAUGUCAAGAUGUACUUCCUGCCUGAUAGAAGUGAUAAGAGUAAACGACGGACUAAAACAGUGAAGAAGAGCGCCGAGCCCAAGUGGAACCAGACCUUCCUAUAUCCCCACGUUCACCGACGGGACUUCCGAGAACGCAUGCUAGAGAUCACUGUCUGGGACCAGCCCAGGGUCCAGGAGGAGGAGAGCGAAUUCCUGGGCGAGAUCCUGAUAGAGCUGGAGACUGCCUUGCUGGAUGACAUUCCUCAUUGGUAUAAACUCCAGACGCAUGACGUGUCCUCUAUACCUCUGCCACAGCCCUCUCCAUACCUCCCACGCAGACACGUCCAUGGAGACAGCCCCAGCAAGAAACUACAGAGUGCAGAGCGUAACUCCAGGGAGAGAGAGCGAGGCAGUACGCUGGCUGUGCCUGAGCAGCAGCGACCCGUCCAGCACCGCUCCCGCUCGGUGUCUCCUCACAGAGAGGACUCCUGCAGGGCGCGGUCACGACCCGCACAUGUGCCCAUGCAAAGGAGUCUGGAUGAGAUCCACCAAAACCGCCACCACUCCCACUCCCCCUCCCGCUACCACGACUCCCACUUGGAGCAUCAGCGCUCCGGCGACUCGGACUAUGAAUACUCUGAGGACAGUGAGGUCCUGGAGAUGCACAGGUCUAUCCGCGGCGGGAGUGCCGAGUGCCUGCACACAAACAGGGGCGUAGGUAGAUACAGCAACACACUCCCCCCCAAAAUGCCCCUGUUAGUAAAUGGUAUCCAUAAAGACAUUUACAGCUCCACCCUUCCCGCAUGCCUAAAGAACAAGCCACCCCACAGGCAAGAAGGGGGCAGCACCAUGCCUCGUAGCAUCCUUACACACCGUGUGCUCAGGUUCACUGAUGAGGUCACGGUUAGCGACCUGCAGCCAUCGUUGGACAGAGUGAGGAGUGCCAGCACCACUUGUCUGAGACCAGACACCAACUUUCACUCCCCUGACAGAGACAGCCCCUCUAGGUGCUCCAACUCUUUGCCCCGCAAGACUCCCCCAAGACCCAGGAUCUUAGUAGAACAUGUGGCCCUUGAGGAAGACAGUCAAAACAGGCAGUGUAGCAAUUCAUCAAGUCCAAACUGUCUAAGGGGCAGCAAAAAAAGCCUGGAGGGGGACAGUCGCAUCCAGCCCACCUCUAUCCUGAGGGGCAGUAGGGGGAGAGGGGGCCCACUGAGGCCCUUUGGCCAGACAGCCCUGGCAGGGUCCUCUACUAACUCGCCACGGCCAGACAGAGCACACCCUCAUUGCAGCCCCUCUUCUCCAACGGGGACUCCCUCAUCAGGUCGCAGGGGCAGGCAGCUGCCGCAGCUCCCUGCAAAAAGCAGCAGCAUAGAGCAAGCUCUUGCAGUAGAGGAGCGAGCCCGACAGCUGCAGAUGAAAGUACAUUCCUACCGGCCUUCAGCUUCCCAUGACCCCGAGACGGACCUCAAGACCAAACGGGAGAUGUACGCAGAACAGAGGCGCAGCAGCGACAACAUGUCGGCAAGAUCGUCAGACAGUGAUAUGAGUGACGUGUCAGCUCUCUCCCGUGCCAGCAGUGCCUCCCGCCUCAGUAGCACCAGCUACAUGUCUAUCCAAUCAGAACGACCCGGGGGACGACUCAGGUCCAAGUCAUUAGAGGAGGAGAAGAAGGACAGGAGGAUCUCAUGGGGGGUGAAUGGAGAGGAGGCGAGGAGGAGGGCAGCAGGAAAGAGACGUUUCUCUGAGGAGUUGAAGCGCAGGAGACACACUGUAGCUGGAGACACGAGGGAGUCCAGUCGGCAGAUGCGAGCGUCAGUGGGCCGCAGUAUGCUGAAGAGCUCCAGUGUGAGCGGGGAGAUCUACACCCAGGAGCGCACUGACGGCAGCCAAUCAGACACGGCGCUGGGCACGGUGGGUGGCGGCAGCAAGAAGAGACGCUCUAGCCUCAGCGCACGGGUGGUGGCCAUCGUUGGCAACCGUCGCAGCCGCAGCACUUCACAGAUCAGCGGCCCUGAGGGCAAGAGUAAGAAGGAGAAGGGUGCACCCAUCCAGAGGAGCACUGAGACCGGUAUGGCAGUGGAGCUGACCAGGAACAUGAGCCGCCAGCCCAGCAGAGAGUCCAACAAUGGCAGCAUGAACAGCUACAACUCUGAGGGAAAUUUGAUCUUCUCUGGAGUGAAUCUGGGUGCCAGCAGUCAGUUCAGUGACUUCCUGGAUGGACUGGGACCGGCUCAGUUAGUGGGCAGGCAAACACUGGCUACACCUGCCAUAGGGGACAUCCAGAUUGGUAUGAUGGAGAAAAAGGGUCAGCUGGAGGUGGAAGUUAUUAGAGCGCGAGGACUCGUACAAAAGCCAGGAUCCAAAUCGCUCCCUGCUCCAUAUGUCAAGGUCUAUCUGCUGAAUAAUGGAGCGUACGUAGCCAAAAAGAAAACCAAGAUUGCACGGAAAACACUUGACCCACUGUACCAGCAAGCACUGCUAUUCGAGGAAAGCCCACAGGGUAAAGUCUUACAGGUGAUUGUAUGGGGAGACUACGGCCGCAUGGACCAUAAAAGCUUCAUGGGAGUUGCACAAAUCCUAUUGGAGGAACUGGACUUAUCAAGCACAGUAAUUGGUUGGUACAAGUUGUUCCCACCUUCCUCCUUGGUGGAUCCAACGCUUGCCUCCUUAACGCGGCGAGCUUCCCAGUCAUCACUCGACAGCUCCUCCGGACCUCCCGGGGUCCGAUCCUAGUGGACCAAUAGCUCUACACCGCUCUGCGAGUAACAAACUCAUGAAAUGUACUGUAGAGAGAAACAAAAAAAAAAAACACACAAAAAAGAGGCAGAAAUGUAGAACAACAACAAUCAGAAACAGUCACAAUGAGAAAGCUUUGUUGAGAUCUGACAAUCACUCCUGUCGCGGUUAAUUUAGUCUGUUCUAGGGAGCGCCACAUUUCAGUGUUUCAUAUCCAUUCAAAGAAAAAUCUCAUAGUUUUUCUCUGUGUAUGCUGAAGAUGCAGGGCUGUCGACAGACAACAUGCAGUAGCUCUCGAGAUGGGAGACAGUAAAGAUGAGCAGGGUGGUUUUUGGCUGAAUCAACAAUAGCAAAGAAAUGUAUGUAAGCGUCGGAAUGUAUGGACUCGAGACAGAGGUAAUCACCCUCCACAACUGCAGGUGGCACUCUCACGUCCUCUCUGCAGUGGCCUCUUUCAGAACCCAACAGACUGCCAGCACUUCUGCCCUCAGGCAGGGUGCUCCCGCGUGGGUAUUCAGUCUGGAAGCACAGGGCCUUCUUCUGGUGCCUAGACCUUGGAGCCGCAUCACUGGUCCCUCUCUCUGUCGAAAGAUCCUCUUUUCAAUAUGUUUACCAUGGCUCCUCUGAAGCCACACUGUUUUAGUGUGUUUGCUUUGUUGUUCAUUUCUUUUCCCUUUGUUACUAUUGGCACAAAAUGUUUUUACAGUGUGUAAAAUGCUCAUGAUAUGUUGUCAGUCUGGUGUGUGCAUGGAGAGAAAAAACAAAACAAGAGAUAAAAAAAGGAUAUAAAAACUAUUUAAUGUCUGCAAAUGUUAUGCAGGGGGGGACGGGUGAUGAUGACACAGCUUAGAUUUUUACACUUGACAGUGAGAUUAGCGUGCGGCGUUGUUUUCCUUGUUCCACCACUGGCAAACGUCUAGGCCAGUCGUCUUUGUAUAGAUGUAUAUUAGGCCUCCCAGGAGGUUGACCAAUAAAUAAAAUUUAUGUCACUUUGAAAUAUUACAAGGGUACAACAUCACUGUAAAAAAAAAAGUAAAUCUUUAUUCACUUACUCAAGAGCAAGAUAGGACCGUCUAAUUUUUCACAUUUUUUGGGGAGUGCGUUCCCUCACCCCAGCACGUUUAAGGUUUUUAUCCAACCCUUAGUUUACAUUCUUUUGAGAUUUAAACACAAGCACAAGAGCUUGAUUUUUUUACAACAAAAAGUUUAACUUUUUGAAAAAAAAACAUGUAGUUAAAAAAAAGGAAAAAAAGCAAUGAUCCUGUCACUGGUUCAGUUCAUUUCUUUGUCUAGAUAUUAGAAAACAAACAAACAGAAAAGAGGACUCGCUCACAGUUUCCCUCGUGCAUCUCUGUGAAUGUGAAAGUAACCAAUCAGACUGAUCUGUCGGGACACCAACACCAAUGCUCAUCCUCCGUUUGGCCCCUGCAGGCUCCUCCCACCCGGAGAGAGGCGGGGCCAGCAUGACUGGAACCUGUUCCAAGCUGCAUGCACAUUUUUGUAAAAACGAAACAGAUACAGAAAAAAAGAUACUGAACUAGAUACGUGUGUUAGUUCCACAUACUGUAGGGCCGCUUGUAUGUUGCAUGCAGUUGUACAGUUUGCUCGUACUUGAAUAUUAAAGAGAUAAAACCAAGAAACCGAAGCCAUUCCCAUUACGCAAAGACAUUUGAACUCAACUGCAGUCUAUUCCACGUCCCUCAGUCCGGUGCUGAAUGUCUCUCAAACAACUGAAUCCCAAGAUUACGUUGAUGUCUUUCCUCUACCCUCUGGAAGAUGUACUGUAUUGUACAGUAGUACUGAGCAGACCUCACAGCCCCUCUUACUGUUAUUCCACAUCAUAGUAUACCUCCAAGGGGCUGAGAUGAUGUAUGAAUAAAUAUGUAAAAAAUCAGAUCCACUUAUAUGGAAAUAUGAAUUAUGUUUCAACAUAAUGAUUUCAGAUAUGCUAACACACGAACUGUUAAGUUAUAUAAAGAAUAAAAGCAGAUGCACAGAGAGUCAUACACUGUAAAUAUUCAGCAGCCAUUCACUGGGUUGUCAUUGGGUUGAGUGAUGUUUGCAAAGGGGUCAAGUCAUAUAAUGAGGAGCGAUUAGUGCUUCAUUAGGGACCAUGCAGUGGGACAACACAAGGUGAUGGACUUGGGUCACAAACAUGGCCGAGCUUAAACGCACGGCUGCAGAAACUACAGGUGUACCACCACUCUAAAAGUUGUUGUCUGAACACUUCUUUGUGCUUCAAACCCAAUGUCUGAACCCCGUUCAGUCCCACUUCAGAAGAGUUGACUUUUCUUUUCAUUGUCCGGUGAAGCUGGUUUAUUCCUUUCUUUUUUUCUUUGUCAGUAUUAACAGGAAAAAAAAUUGCUGAUUGUUUACAACUUAUGUGUUCCACUGAAACAAAAAGAAAAUUAGAAAAAAGUAAAGCAUUCACUGCAACAUUUCUUGUUUGUAUAACAGAUGUGGCUCAAAUGAUGUGUAUG